AUGGCAUUUUUGUCUGUCCGACCCUACUACUGUCAGAACUGGCACCUGAUUCCCAUUGGGCUGAAGACAAACACACCACUCAAUACAGCAGCCCGAUCACCAGGAUCCUGCCCCUCCAUCUUUAUAACGGAAUCUAUCAUGGAACAUGUAGCCAGAGUUGUGAAUUUGGACCCCACUGAGGUCAGGAGGGUCAAUCUCUACCAACAGGGCCAGCUCACCCCAUAUAAGCAGUCCUUACUGUACUGUAACAUCACCAACCUUCUGACCGAGCUGGAGACAAUGGCUGAAGUUACACAAAGGAAAACAAGCAUAGCAGCGUUUAAUCAGAACAACCGUUGGAGAAAGAAAGGACUGUCAGUAGUCCCUUUGAAGUUUGCGCUUGCAUGGGAAGGAGCACACUACAACUGCCUUGUGGACAUCUAUAUGGGUGAUGGCAGUGUCGUCAUUGAUCAUGGCGGCAUCGAGUGUGGUCAGGGUGUCAACACUAAGACAAUCCAAGUCUGUGCCUACAAGCUGGGGAUCCCUGUAGAUAUGAUUAGAGUGGUAGCCAAUAACACUGUCGUCAACGCCAACAGUAUCACCACUGGGGGCAGCAUCACCUCUGAAAUCUGCUGUCUGGGGAUUAUCAAAUGUUGUGACAAACUGCUGGCCAGAAUCGCACCUGUUAGAGCCAAAAUGUCAAACCCAAAGUGGAAAGAUUUGAUUAAACAGUGUGGGCUUGAUGGUAUUGACCUCACCGCCAGAUACCAGACAUCACCAACAGUGCCCAAAGGUGAUGUUAUAAACUACUUCAGUUAUGGAGUGACCUGCUCUGAGGUGGAGCUGGACAUUUUGACUGGACAGUACCAGAUAUCACGGGUGGACCUGCUUUAUGACUGUGGAGAAAGCCUGAACCCUGAGAUAGACAUAGGACAAGUGGAAGGGGCCUUUGUGAUGGGACUGGGGUACUGGCUUACAGAGGAGCUGAAGAAUGACCCUGCAACAGGAGCCCUCCUCACCAACAGUACUUGGGAGUACAAACCUCCCCUUUGCAAGGAUAUCCCAAUAGACUUCAGGGUACACUUACUGAAGAACGCUCCUAACCCAGUAGGGAUUCUCAGGUCAAAAGCGAGCGGCGAGCCUCCGCUCUGUAUGAGCUGUUCAGCCCUGUUUGCCCUCAGGCAUGCAGCAGAAGCUGCAAGAGCAGAAAUUGGACAGAAUACAUUCUUCCCACUCUCUGCACCAGCAACAGUUGAGAAAAUCAAUACAGCAUGUCUUCUGAAGCCUGACCAGAUGAUUCUGACGGCUUAAUUGGCAAAACUUUUACCCAGCUGUGUAACUUCACUAAAUGGACAGUCUUGGCCACAGCGACACAGAAAGGAACAAUUCCUAGAUACUUUUUUAUUAGAAAGUUACAAGAAUGUUGUGUGUUGUAAUAUGAAGCAAUGAUUUUAAUUUGGUGAAAAUUGAAGAACCUGGUGAAGAAUUGUGUAUGGAAGACUGAAUACCUACUUGUGAAGAAAAUGACGCAGAGAAAGACUACGAAAGGAAAAUAUAAUUAAACGGACCUAACUAUAUACACAUAUACUUCUCUUUGAGAUUGACUGAGAUGUGAUGUAUUGUUAAUUAAUUUAGUAAGGUUGUAAGUGUUACCCGAGAUUGACUGAGAUAUGAUGUAUUGUUAAUUAAUUUAGUAAGGUCGUAAGUGUUACCCGAUAUUUACUGCAAUGUGAUGUAUUGUUAAUUAUUUAAGUUUGUAAGGGUUACCCCACACUGUUCGUGGUAGAAAAUAAUAUUGUCUAUAUAACAUUUUUGAGCUUUGUAUCUAAUAGGACCAUGAGAAUUACUGUAAAUGUACUUUUAAUUAUUUGGUUCACUCAUAUUUAGCAUAUUCCCAAUUUUAUCACUUUAGUGCAAUGAUGAACUGGCACGCCAAAAUUAUUUUAUAUAGAAAUAGUUCAGAGAAAGUGCAAAAAGUGCAAUCAUAAUUUAGCAGAAUACUUCCAGCGUGAAAAGCAUUAAAAUAAGAUGACCACUAGAAUAUGUAUGCUUACAGUAACACGGUGUGAACACAGCGGUGUCAUUACCAGGAAAUAUGCAACUGUACAUAUAUGUAAUAAACAAAAUUGAUGCAUAGAUGCUCUGUAAUUAGGGUGAAACUGCUGUAUGAUGUAGUUUUAUAUUGAUUAUACUUCAUCUGUUAAUUAAUCUGUAAUUAUCAGCCUACCCAUCCAUCUGUUUAUUUGGUUGUCUGUCCAUUCUUCACGCAGAUUUAAUUGUUUGUCCAUUCUCCCUGUAGAUUUUGUCCUGUCUUUUCAUAGCUGUCAUUUUUUUCCUCUAAUAUAACGGUUGACACUUUAGGCUGUUUAAUUCAAUCAUUAAGUAUUUUAAUUAAUCUCUUUUUUCUGAUAUGCCUGUGACUUUAUUGUCUUAUUGCUAGUCUAUCUGUCUUCCUCUCAAUCCAGAAAUCACGACUUGUAAUCUACUAUUAGUUUAUAUAGUUUAUAUUAGUCCCACAAACUAGUCAAAUAGAUCACAACCAAGAAGAAAGAACCCUUCAACAUUUCGUGUUGUACAGUGUUGCCACCUGACAUUUUUCGCCUCCAGGUAUAUAUAUAUUAGUUACAAAAAACCUAAAAUGACUUACAUGUAUUGAUCAAAGUAUUUUUUGGUUCUUUUUGUAAUUUUACAUUCCAACCAAAAAGUGGCAGAAAUGAAAGGAAUUUGUAUUUUAAGCAGACAUCAAUACUGGCACUUACCUGUUAUUGCAGCACUUCUAUCUGUACAGUGUUUGUAAGUAACUGCUGGUUACAACCUGUCUCCAGGGACUUGUUAUUGAGAAUUUAGAAGUCUUGAAAUUUAAUGUGAUCACAUACAGUUUUUACCUCCCUGUUCUACAGCAGUUUCAUAUUUAAUCUACUGUUAAACUUUCUCAUGUGAAAAUUUACAUCUGAUGAAUUAAAACUGUUGCACAGUUGAAGAAUUAAAACUACUGCACAGUAUGAACAAAUGUAUAUGAAUAUUAUAUCAUGUGUAAAAUCAGGUCUACAAUGUAUAAAUAAUGAGUUUGACAUGUUGUUGGAUAUACUAAAACAUAGAGACAUAUUUUGAGGUAGACGUACUAGUCCUAUAAUUAUUUCUCUGGUCUCUAUUGUGUAAUAAAUGUAUUCACAAUUCACAGCUGACCUCAUGUCCCCAGUUGGAAACUUGUCAUUUUAAUACAAAAUUCCUCCAUGUUGUGGGGUUUUGCAAAAGUUAGCUCCCUUUAUGAAGAUUUCAUUUACCAUGGAUGUUAUUUACCAUUGAUGUUAAUUUGAAUGGCCCAACAUAUUUGUUGCUUAGAAAAUUUAUAGAAAAAACGUGAAAAUGUCUUUAUAAUUAGCUGCUCUCUGAAAAUUUACUAGACUUUUAAGUUUCAUCUUUUUCAUGGAGGAAAUCUGUAUGUAUAUAAAUAUCUAAAAGUACAAAAAAGUGCUUGACAGAAUAAUGUUGUGACCUUCAAAUAAACGUAGAAAUCUGUCUAUUAUUUGAUAAAAUUUAUUUUGACUGUGUAAAAGCAAAUUUAUAAAUUCAUUCCUGGCAUAUGAAAUUCUGUUGUACAAUUGUGAGUCAUGCUCACAAUGGCGAGACUUAUUCAGAAUAAUUAAUCAUAUAGUACAUGUAUAUGCUUAUAUCAUUAAUUAAUCCUGGUAUGUUUUGUUACUUUAUUACAUGGUAAUAUUUUAUCUGUCCGGUGGUGUUAGUAGUUUAAUAGUUUAAGUUAAUAUUUAAAUGAAUCCUUAUUUUACAGAAGAAACACCAACUUUCCGUAAUGGAUUGGUGCUGUUGAAAAUACUGGUUUGUUUAGUGUUAAAUAUUGCAUUCAAACAUUUAUAAAUCACUGCUACUGAUGUUUGUUUGUGUUUAUCAAUGUGUUCAAACAUGAUGUUUGAAUGUUAAUUUUUGUGUUCAAACAUCUUCGAAAUUACUGAUAGUGAUGUUUGUUGUGUUAAUUGUUGUGUUAAUUGUUGUGUCCAAACAUCUACAAAUUACUGAUAGUGAUGUUUGUAAGUGUAAAUUGUUGUGUCCAAACAUCUACAAAUUAAUGAUAGUGAUGUUUGUAAGGUUUAAUUAUUGUUUUUAAAUAUCUUUAAAUUUUGACAUUUACAAAUUAUGACUUUAAAUUGUAUUCUUUUGAAUUUAUUUUGGUGGUAUAUACAUUAUUAAACAGAAAGAAUUAUAUAUCCUAGUCAUUGUUAUUAUCAAGUCUAAACUAGAGCUAUAGAUAUUUGUUUAUUGUUAUAUUAUAGUUGAUUUAUACUUAUUAUACUGUUGAAAUAUUUGCUAUCCAGGUGAAUUAUACGAGUAGUCAUGAAUAAAUUGAAGAUGAUUAUACAUUAA
Messenger RNA from Pecten maximus, 4359 nucleotides. RefSeq names its product xanthine dehydrogenase-like. The record is from RefSeq and is a predicted model, not a curated record. NCBI's taxonomy places the organism in Eukaryota, Metazoa, Mollusca, Bivalvia, Pectinida, Pectinidae. The transcript has 11 exons. Gene Ontology annotation, molecular function: iron ion binding; oxidoreductase activity. The coding region runs from base 1 to 1290 and encodes 429 amino acids.